Lactuca virosa is the source of this 546-nucleotide messenger RNA. NCBI's taxonomy places the organism in Eukaryota, Viridiplantae, Streptophyta, Magnoliopsida, Asterales, Asteraceae. The record is from the annotation of a GenBank genome assembly.
AUGAAGCAAACAGUGAAAGUUGCAAAGUUUCGGUCAGUCAUUCCCAUUUCAGGAUCCGAUUUUGUGCGUGAGGUAUCACAAGAUCCAUCUGAUGUGUUGGUGGUUGUUAUUCCAUACAAAUAUGGGUACCCAGAGUGUGGAGUUCUAAUGCAGUGUGUGGAAGAAUUGGAAACAAUGUAUUCAGCUACCAAAUUUGUCAAGAUUAUAUCAACUCAUUGCAUUCCUAAUUAUCCAGAUUGUAAUAUUCCCACUGUGUUGGUGUACAAUAAUGGUGCAGUGAAGUCAAAUUAUGUUGGAUUGCAUACUUUUGGUAGGAGAUGCAAUCCAGAAGGUGUUGCUAUUAUUUUAUGCCAAUCAGAUCCUGUUCUUAAUGAUGGACUCAAUGGUGAAGCUUCUAGAGAAGCUGUUCUUGAAGGAGUGAGGAAAAUGUUUAUAGAGACGCACUCCAGAAGCCUUGCAAAGGAAUAUUGCUUUUUGGGCCUCUUGGGAAAACACUUGUUGCCAAAGCACUUGCAAAUGAAGCAGGAGCUAACUUUAUCAGCAUAA